CUCACAAAGGACAGCUUUUAAAUAGCAACGCAUCAUACAAUAAGCCAAUAGUAUUGAAGAUCUCGCCACCCUCUCUUCUCUACUUUGUUUUACAGAGGCAGAGACAGAGAGUGUGUAAAGAAACACACACACAUACCCCUCUCGCUUUUUCUUCACCAAAACCAUCUGGUUAUCUCUAUUCAUCGAAUAUUCCAAUACCUUUUUUCUCUUUCCUCUCUACAGCUACCAUUUUUUAUUUUUUUGUUUGUUCAUAUUCUCACAAAUAUUCGUUUCUUGGUUAUUUAUUUUGAUGCCCACUUUAUAAAGUUGAGAUUUUUGAAUACCCAUUUGCUUAGAAUCGUUCUUUUCCUUCUCAAAAUUCCGACUUUUCUAAUUUUAUAAGCAAAAGCGUUUCUGGGUAUUUUGAAAAAACCUGAGGAGAGUAACUCUGUUUGGUAUUCAUGGGUAGAAGAGAACUGCCAAGUGUUAUAAAGGGUAAUAAAGAUGUUGUGGUUUUGAGUUCUGGAAUUAAUAUUCAAUGGAGUCCUCAAGAGGGUAGUUUUCGUUCUGGUGGCUUAUUUGCAAGUGUUGGUCAAGCAGGGAUGGGGGUUGGGAUUCCACCAAAUCCUACGAAUACUAAAGAUAAUGGGGUUAAGUCUCUCUAUAGCACUUCACACAUGAUGUUUGUGCCAAUGGUCGGACCCGGGCUUAGGUUUAAUGAGAUUUCGGAUAUGACGUUUGAGGCAGUGGAUGUUGGAGUGGAAUUGCUGGUGAAGAAGAUAAAAAAGGGUGGUCCUAAACUGAAAAUUAAGGUUGGUAAUGCAUCACUGAGGAGGUUGAUCAGUGGGGCAGUCGCGGGUGCGGUAUCAAGGACUGUGGUUGCACCACUGGAGACAAUAAGGACUCAUUUGAUGAUUGGGAGCUUGGGACACUCGACAACUGAGGUAUUUCAAAAUAUUAUGGAAAUUGAUGGAUGGAAGGGCUUGUUUAGGGGCAAUUUUGUUAAUGUGAUCCGGGUUGCUCCAAGCAAGGCUAUUGAGUUAUUCACUUUUGAAACAGUUAAGAAGCACUUGACUCCAGAACCUGGGAUGCAGCCCCAAAUCCCUAUUCCUGCCUCAUUAAUUGCAGGUGCUGUUGCUGGAGUUAGCUCUACCUUGGUUACAUACCCACUUGAGCUACUCAAAACCCGAUUAACUGUCCAGAGAGGAGUGUACAAGAAUAUGUUGGAUGCACUUAUAAAAAUUGUGCAAGAGGAGGGGCCUGCAGAAUUGUAUAGAGGCCUCACCCCAAGUGUAAUUGGCGUCAUCCCAUAUGCUGCAACCAAUUAUUAUGCUUAUGAUACAUUACGGAAAGCUUACAAGAAAGCUUUCAAGAAGGAGGAAAUUGGGAGUAUUAUGACUCUUUUAAUUGGAUCAGCAGCUGGUGCAAUCUCCAGUACUGCAACUUUCCCACUUGAGGUGGCUCGCAAGCAUAUGCAGGCUGCUGGAGCUAUCAAUGGGAGACAGUAUCAAAGCAUGCUUCAUGCUCUCGUGAGCAUAUUUGAAAAUGAAGGGCUUCCAGGUCUGUAUAGAGGGUUGGGACCAAGUUGUGUGAAAUUGGUCCCCGCUGCUGGGAUAUCUUUCAUGUGCUAUGAGGCAUGCAAGAGGAUACUGUUUGAGAAAGAAGAAGAUGAUUAACCUUAGAAGUGGCAGACUUUAUUUUUACCUUUUUGAAUAAACAAUAGAUGGUUUGAGUUCUAACAGUUUCUAGAUAGGGAAAACUAAGGUUUAUUGUCGGCGAAAUUGGUUCACAGGUCACAUGUUACAUCCAUUUUGCAUUUCUUUUUAUUACAAGGAUGUAGCUCAAGAAUCUCCAUUUAAGAUAGAUUGAGUGAAUAUUUUUACAUUAUAAGUGUUUUUAGAAUUGCCAAUUUGUUUCA
Quercus robur (English oak) is the source of this 1897-nucleotide messenger RNA. Its product is annotated as adenine nucleotide transporter BT1, chloroplastic/mitochondrial-like. The transcript is spliced from 3 exons. NCBI's taxonomy places the organism in Eukaryota, Viridiplantae, Streptophyta, Magnoliopsida, Fagales, Fagaceae. Gene Ontology annotation, biological process: transmembrane transport. The record is from RefSeq and is a predicted model, not a curated record. Bases 441 to 1655 code for a protein of 404 amino acids.